Molecule: messenger RNA, 1959 nt
Organism: Plasmodium cynomolgi strain B
Lineage: Eukaryota; Apicomplexa; Aconoidasida; Haemosporida; Plasmodiidae
Exons: 2
Coding region: 1-1959 (652 amino acids)
Source: RefSeq, a predicted model, not a curated record
AUGCUGCGAAUGUUUGACGACACAAAUGACGUUUUUUACAAUCACAUCGAUACAUUUUUUAAAGAAUUUUUUGGAAACCAAUUUUAUUUAAAGGCCAAGGAUCAAAAUGAAAAGGUGCACAUAAAGAAUUUUCUCCUACUGAUGGAUUUUUUCUUUAAAAUUAUUUGCAGGACGGAAAAAAAACACAUAAUCGAUGUAAUUAGAAAUAAAAUUUUCUCCGUCAUUUUGACGUUAAACGUAGGGAAGAGUAUGCUGGAGAAAAAAAUCCACAGGUACCUUAGGAAGUGCAAAAAUCCUUAUGCUGCUAAAGCCCUUAGGGGGUUUUACCAUUCCUUUGUUGCAGGCAGCGUUGAAGGGGGGGGGGACAAACAGAAGGGAAACAAAAAUGGAAACAAGCAGGAAAACGCGCAGGAAAACGCGCAGGAAAACACGCAGGACAACAGGAAGGACAAAACGGGUGGAUCGCAAAAGACGCCCAUUUUUGUGGAAAACUUUGAGGCCACGGGGGAGCACAAUGGCUCCGCCUCCGCUUUGGUGGACUCCUCUUUUGACUCCGCUUCUGCCCCGUCCAGGGAGGAAGAACAGAUCUCUCGAAAUGAAGGAGGUUCCGAUUUGACUACUCCUGGAGAUGGCGCAACUGGUGGAGAGAAACAGUUGGAUAAUGUGCUUAACUCCAAAAAGAGGUCCAAGAGGGACCGUGCGUCGAACGAGUUCAACCGCCUGAGGGAGAUCAUCGAGGAGGGCGACGACGGAGAGGAGGGGGAGGACCUGGGAAGUGAUAUGGGAAGCGAUAUGGGAAGCGAUAUGGGAAGCGAUAUGGAAAGUGAUAUGGGAAGCGACGUGAAUGGUGACUCGGAGAGGGGGAAGAAGAAGGCCCCGAAACGAAAGGGAGAGGAGAAUGGUAACCCCGGCGAUAAAAAAAAGAAGAAAAAGAAAAAAAAAUCCAAUAUGCAGGGAGCGAUAAGCUUGGAGGAUAAUUUGGUGGGCCAAGUGAAGCCGUCGUCCAAGAAGCACCAAAAAGAAAUGGGAAAAAAAAAAAAAAAAAACAGAACAAAGGAGAGGACGAUGGUCAAAACAAAGGUCAAUACAACAACGGAGCAAGAGGCAACGCGCACGAUGGAAAACACGGAAGCAGGUCGAAGCAAACGAGGCUUUUCGGGGAGCAUUAUUAUCGAAAAUAAGGGGAAGUCGGAUUUGCCCAUUUAUUCCAUUGACAAGUCGGACCUGCGGGGUGGGUGCAUACAGAAGAGGAAGCUAAAAGUGAAUAAGCUGUUGAAGAAGAAAAAUAGCGUUUGCUCCGCUGGUAGCGGCAGCGGUAGCGGCAGUCGAAUUUGUCAAGCACACGAGUGCUACACCCUGCUGGCUGAUGACGACGAGGGGGAGGACCUAUGUCUACGACUUGGAGAUGCGGACAGGGGCGAUGCCGCUGCCGACGUGGAUAAAAAGAACGUGUACAUAGGAAUGGUAAAAAAGAAAAUAGUAAAGACCAAGGUGGAGAAGGCGAAAAAGGGGAAAAAAGUGAAAAAAUUGGCCAAACAGGGAAAAGUGAUCAAGCUGGCUAAACAAGGCAAAAUGGUGAGGCUGGCGAAACAGAGGAAGUUGGCCAAGCUGGCGAAGCAAAAUAAAAUGGCAAAACUGGCUAAACAAAAGAGAAAGUCAAAAAUGGAAAAAAAACUUCCUAUGAUAGGCCAAGGGGGCGAAGACAAAAACAAAAGCGCGCUGAGCAACGGCGUAUCCACCGAUGCGAAAGAGCAAACCGGGGAAAGGAGAAAAAAUGGAACAGUCAAGAAAACCAUUUUGAAAAAAGGGAAAACCAAGUCACACGUGACAAAAAGAGUUCAUUUUAACUUGAACAAAAACACCAUCGAGUACAUCCCGCGCAUAAAGAAGAAAAAUGUCAACUCGUAUUUCUUUCUCGACAAUUUUCGCAACUUGGUUAAUGUCCCCGCGUUUUUGUAG